Messenger RNA from Melampsora larici-populina 98AG31, 342 nucleotides. RefSeq lists its product as uncharacterized. The transcript has a single exon. The coding region runs from base 1 to 342 and encodes 113 amino acids. Lineage: Eukaryota; Fungi; Basidiomycota; Pucciniomycetes; Pucciniales; Melampsoraceae. The record is from RefSeq and is a predicted model, not a curated record.
AUGAAUUCAACAGCCAGCCUCAAGACCCUGCUAUUGUUAGCUUUGACCCUAGGUGUCCAGCAUACCAUUGCUGGUUGCAAUGGGGGUUGUUCAUACACAAAACACACAAAGCUCUCUUCGUGCUCAAGAACAAUUACAUGCCUACACAAUCACAAUCCGGAAGGGUGUCGUGGUAACAUUGAGGUCACCACAUGGCAAUGCACGGUUUGUAAUGACAACUUUGACAUGCCUGAUGGAUGUCAGAUGGUGCAUAAGCAACGUGAAAAAUGUAAUGAGCUCACUUGUGGUAAACAUCUCCCUGUGAAUAAGUCCAAAUUGCUCCGCAAACCCAGAAUGUUAUAA